This is a messenger RNA of Anopheles marshallii, 1827 nucleotides long. Its product is annotated as sodium-coupled monocarboxylate transporter 1-like. Bases 1 to 1827 code for a protein of 608 amino acids. Gene Ontology annotation, cellular component: membrane. The transcript has 5 exons. The record is from RefSeq and is a predicted model, not a curated record. NCBI's taxonomy places the organism in Eukaryota, Metazoa, Arthropoda, Insecta, Diptera, Culicidae. Gene Ontology annotation, biological process: sodium ion transport; transmembrane transport. Gene Ontology annotation, molecular function: symporter activity.
AUGAGCUCCUCCAAGCUAACCGUUGCCGAAGUGAGCGAAUCCUUGCAGCGGUUUGGCAUUGCGGAUUACAUCGUGUUCGUGGCAAGCCUGUUAAUAUGUGUGGUGAUCGGUGUGUACUUCGGGUGGAAAGAUUGGAGCGUGCAGCGGAAGCGAAAACAUAACGUACGGCGUGGUUCGGAAGCGUUGAACUAUCUGGUUGGAGGAAGAAAGAUGAAAAUCUUCCCAGUUGCAAUGUCUCUGAUUGCCAGCUUCAUUUCCGGCAUUGCGGUUAUGGGUGCGUCCACUGAGACGUAUCUGCACGGGACACAGUUUUGCUACAUCUUUACUGGGAUCAUGCUGAUGGCGUUUUGUAUGAACUUCAUAUUUUUGCCCGUGUACCAGGGUCUCGAGAUAACGUCUGCGUAUGCCUAUCUACAGCUGAGGUUCGAUCGAAGAAUACGAUUGCUUGGAUCAGUACUAUUUACUGUGGCAACGCUACUUCAUCUUCCGAUCGUAAUUUAUGUGCCUGCUUUGGCAUUCAAUCAGGUGUCUGGUAUAAAUGUACACAUAGUAUCCACGAGUGUCUGCAUGGUGUGCAUUUUCUACACGUUGGUGGGUGGUAUUAAAGCGGUCGUUUGGACGGAUGUGAUUCAAAUGUUCAUCAUGAUUGGUGCUCUGAUCUUGAUCGUAAUUAAGGGAACAGCCGACAUUGGUGGGCUUGGUGUACUGAUCGAUAGGAACUUGGCGAGUGGAAGGAUUGAACCUCCAAAUUUCAGCCUCGAUCCAACUGAACGGCACACGAUCUGGUCCAUCUUUAUUGGUGGCGGAAGCUUCUGGGUGGCCAAAAAUUCAAUCCAUCAGAUGAUGAUCCAACGCUAUCUGGCGUUACCUACCUUUCGCGACGCUCAGAAAGCUCUCAUCUGCUUCACGGUUGGUAUGAUUCUUCUUCUGAUGACCUGCUUCUACAAUGGGCUACUGAUAUAUGCCACAUUCUACGAUUGUGAUCCCCUGACCACGGGAUUGGCGAAGGCGAAAGAUCAACUAUUGCCGGUGUUGCUGAUGAAAGUGCUGGGUAAUUAUCCCGGACUGGCGGGAUUGUUCAUAUCCGGCAUAUUUAGUGCAUCGCUUAGCUCACUCUCGACUGGACUUAACUCGCUUUCGGCGAUCGUGCUGGAAGAUUUUGUGAAACCUUUCGUUAAGAACUCGGUGAGCGAACGAAGCACUCGGUACAUAAUGCGUGGAACCGUUCUAGCAUUCGGCAUAGUGGCUGUCGUCUUGGUGCUGGUGGUGGAAAAGCUUGGUACCGUGUUGCAACUAUCGAUGAGCUUGGUGCCAAUUUCUUUGGGUCCGUUGUUAGGAUUGUUUCUGUUGGGGAUGCUGCUACCGUGGGUUGAUUCGACCAGUGCUUUCGGUGGAGCGCUAUGUGGACUGUGCACCAUGUCGUACAUCGUCAUACGGGCACAAAUAGCGGUAGCGGCAAAAGAGAUGCUCAUUCCAGCGAAGCCUGUUUCGGUGGAAGGAUGUGAGUACGAGUUCGUACUACCACCGGGGUAUAACACAUCCGCAACACUGCCUACACAACCGGUAGAAAAGUCCAUCCAUCACGUGUCCUACCUGUUCUACACAUUCAUCGGUGCCGUGACGACCGUUCUCGUCGGUUCCAUUACCGCCGCCAUCUUGCGACGUCAGCAACCGAACAAACUGGAUCCGCUGCUGGUCGCCCCAUUUGUUAGAAAGAUAUACUUCCCAGAAGCUGUACCGCGUACUAUAAUUACAACGCACACCUUCAAUAAAGCAGAUACCGAACUGUACAGCAUAGUGUUUCACAAGUACGCCACGCUGAUGUAG